CCAGCCCUUGUAGCCUGCGGACUGGCCAAAAUUGGACUAGGUGAUGCAACGUACGGUCGCGAUGCCAUUCCAUAUAGUCCCACUGAACGCGAAGCCAUCUAUGAAAACCCUGCCGUCCAAGUCACUCGUCGCCGUGUCUAUCUCAGUCGCGGCAUACCUAUACUAGACAUGUCCCUUGGUUCUGGCAAGCGCCCGCUGCCAUUCAUGUACAAUGGGAUGCGCGUUGAUGCGUGGAUCAAUUACUAUGUUUGGGAGAUGCCUGAGGCAGUUCGGCAGCACGGUCUCAAUGCGGACGUGUAUUUAGUUCAUGGAAUCAAUGAGUACUCCGGGCGCGUUAUUCCUCAAGCAUUAGUACACAUGAAGCACGGAUUUCGCACGAUCGCUAUCGAUAUGCCAACAUACGGACGAUCAUCUGGGCUUCAUUCGCAUCUUCCUACGUUGCGCCUGAAUGAGGGGGCUUUAAGCGCGGUCAUGGCACAUGUGCGACUGUGCGAUGAAAACGACCAGGUCCCCCACUUCGAUAAGCGCUAUCGCCUAGCCCAAGGUGGCUCUAUGGUCGAGCUUUACGCACGCAAAGACAACCAGUCCUACCACGGUCUUGUUCGAGUGGAUACAGGUCUGGCAGUUCUAUCCGGCCUUGAACAUCUCAACCAGAUCGCUGAAAAUAUCCAGUGCCCCAUUGCCAUUCACCACGGCUCCCACGACCGCGUUACGGACCCGGAAGGUUCUCGCAUCUUUUUUGAUCGCCUACAUGUUCGCGACAAAACACUCCGCAUUUGGCCUGGCUGGGAACAUGGUAUGUCGGGCAACUAA
This is a messenger RNA of Malassezia sympodialis ATCC 42132, 813 nucleotides long. Lineage: Eukaryota; Fungi; Basidiomycota; Malasseziomycetes; Malasseziales; Malasseziaceae. The record is from the annotation of a RefSeq genome assembly.